Molecule: messenger RNA, 7148 nt
Organism: Osmerus eperlanus (European smelt)
Lineage: Eukaryota; Metazoa; Chordata; Actinopteri; Osmeriformes; Osmeridae
Gene: aff1
Product: AF4/FMR2 family, member 1
Exons: 17
Coding region: 198-3830 (1210 amino acids)
Biological process (GO): regulation of gene expression
Cellular component (GO): nucleus; super elongation complex
Source: RefSeq, a predicted model, not a curated record
AGAACAAUCCAGUAGGCUGCGAGACAAGACCCUGAACGCACUAAUACUAGCAGUGAACUAUGAAAGAACAAUGUAUUGACAGCUAUUUCAUUUUAAAAACUCGAUGGCAUUUCACCGGUAAACAAUGUGAUCAAUAGGGGCAAUUAUCCUGUUUCGGAUUGUCAUAAACACAUGGCAAGCAACUUGAAAUUUGCUUUAUGAGGCGCACUAUGGCAUCUCAGUCAAGCUUGUACAAUGAAGAGAGGAACCUCCUUCGGAUCCGAGAGUGGGAAAGGAGAAACCAGGAAUCGCUCCAGGAAAAGGAGUUCAGCCAGGAGAAUGUUCCUCUCUUUGGGGAACCCUACAAAACAAACAAAGGAGACGAGCUGUCCAGUCGCAUCCAAAGGAUGCUGGGUAGUUACGAGGACGUGAAUAACCCCCACCCGUGUUUGGACAGCUUCACCAAGGACCCCUCCUCCUCCUCUCAUGUAAUGUUCGGACGGUCCUCACACGGCCGACCCGCUCACACGGACAAAGCAAAGCCUCCAUUCCAGAGCCAGAACCCUUCCCAGUAUGGGUCGGGCCUCAGCGGUAGCAGCAGCAGCAGUGGUAACCCCAGUAGCAGCCACUCUCCUCAGUCACUGAAGAAGCUUCCUGUCCCUGAACCCUAUGGCCCCUCCCCCCGAUAUUCACAAUCCUCCCUCGGCCACGGCCAGGGCAGCCCCCCAAACCCCCACCCGAGGAAGGGGGAAGCCUGGGUCGACCUCAGGGAGUGCACCAGCCUUCCUCCGGUGCUGUCCGCCUUCUCCCCCCCGGCCGAGCCCCUCUCCCCCCUACAUUCCAGUGACCCCAGCGACUCGGAGCCCCAGGACACCGACGACAAGGACACCCCCGAGAGGCAUCAGGGGUUCCCGGGGCACCCGGAGUCCCCCGGCAGCGCCAUGAAGUUGUCCCCCCUGGACCCUCAGAGAGACGCAGCUCCUCCUCCUCCCCAGGCCAACAAGGGCACCGUGCUUCCUUCACAGACCUUUCCUCCACCGCUGGCCUCCAAGCCACCGAACCUGGUCAUGCCUCCGAAGCCCACCGCUUACGUCAGGCCCAUGGAUGGGCAGGAUCAGGUAGUGAACGAGUCGCCGGACCUGAAGACCUCUCCCGAAAGCUUUCACAGUCAGCCCUACGAACCUUUACCCGAGCUGAAGACCAGCAAGCCCAGCCUGUCCAAACUGAAGAUCCCAUCGCAGUCUAUAGAGACCCUGUCAAAUGAAGUACACUGUGUGGAGGACAUUCUGAAGGAAAUGACCCAUUCAUGGCCUCCCCUGCUGACAGCCAUCCACACGCCCAGCACAGCUGAACCCUCCAAGUUCUCCUUCCCUGCCAAGUCUCCCUCCCUCCUGCUAUCUCUCUCUCUCUACCCCGCCCUCCAUCUCUCCCUCCCCUCCACCAUCCAUUUCUUUCUCCUUCCAUCCAUCUCUUCCCCCCCCCCCCUUUCCCCCCACAGUACGGGAGCAGCAGCACAUUCCAGCGGGGUGGAGUCGGCCAGCUCCAGUGACUCUGAGAGCAGCUCGGGGUCCGAGUCGGACAGCGAGAGCAGCGAAGGCGAAGAGGCACCGCUGCCCCUCGGUGGCAGCUCACCUGCGGUCAAGGCCGAGGGCCCCAUGGUGACCAACUGGCAGCUCAACAACUGGAUCAGGGUGAGCCAGCAGAACCCCAGCACAGAGAGCCAGGGGGAAGCCCCCCUCCACAGCCCCACCCCCAAACAGCCCCCGGGCCACGAGGUGGAGGAGGAAGGGGUCGCGGCAGCCAACCACAGCCUCGAGUUCAGCGACAAUCAGGCCAAGCCCCAGCGCGAGGGCACCCACAACAACCAACAUGGCCGCCAUAAGCCCCCACCCGCCGCCGUCGCCGCCUCGUCCUCCUCCUCUUCUUCCUCCUCCCACAACCCCAGCAGCCAGAGGAAGACCGUGGGCAACAAGCACCCCUCCAAACCUGCCAAGUCCUCCCGCCCCGACGACCCGCGACCUCAGGCGGGCCUGCGGGUGGAGAGCGUGGAGGUGGCCCCCCGGGAUAAAGACCCCUCGUUCACAGACAGGCCCAAGGUGAAAACGAAAAUGGGGCACGGCAAGAGCGGCGCAGGUAAGACGGACGCUAAGAAGUCGGCCAAGCGCUCCUCCUCGGACAAGAGGAAGGCGGAGGCCGCCUCCCAGGGGCCCAAGGUGACGCUGGCGCCCAACUGUAAGAGGGAGGCCGACAGAGGGCCUUCCCCCAGCCCCCGUCCCAGGCCCAGCCCUGCCCCUGUGGAGCAGCCCUCCCCCGCUCCGGCCCCUGCCCCGGCCUCAGCCCCCAACCUGGCACAGAUAGCCAAAACCAGCAGCAGAGUACGAACAGAGACCGUUCCCCAGAAUGGGCAGAAGAAGCCCCCGGGGCCCCCCCGUCCCUCCUCGCCAGCCCUCCAGCCCUCGUCCAAACGGGGGUCCUCCGCCAAGGCCUCCGGGCCCCCUCAGUUCCCCUCCAAAGCCCUGCUGGUGAAGAUCGAGUUGAGCCUUAUCAACAGGGUCCCCCAGUUGUCCAAACCUUCCCAAGAGGGGCAGGACAAAGCCAGGCGGAAGAGACCCCCACCAGAGAGGAGGGACGUCAACAAUGCCGCACCCAUAGCAACCAAAGUCAGCAGAAAGAGGCCGGCUGGCAGUGAGAUCAAAACCCAACCGAAGAAGAGGCCUAAACUGGAGAAGGAGGUUAAGAUUCCACCCUCGUCAUCGGCAGCCGCCGCCGCAGCAGGUCACACUUCCGUCAAAUCAGUGGCCCACGGCGCUCCAGGAGCGGCGAGGGAGAAGAAGAAGGCGAAGAAGGCCUCCCCGCAGCAGCCGCCCACCCCCCAGGACCCCGGCAAGGCGCCCGGGCAGAAACGUCCGGCCGAGGAAGGGCCCAGCACAGCGCCCAACACUAAGAACCCCCCCGCCAAGCACAAGAAGAGCUCCGGGAAGCGCACGGAGCACUCCAAGACUGGCAAGAAGGCCCCCAAGACCAGCUUUGUUGUGCCGGCGACCACCUCGCUGAACGGCAGGCCUCUGCUCAAGUUUGAGGAGAGACAGUACCCAGUAGAGCACCAUAUGAAGGAAGCCAAAAAGCUGAAGCACAAAGCGGAUGAUACGUCUGACAAGGUCAGUAAAGCCUUCAACUACCUGGACGCGGCCAUGUCCUUCGUGGAGAGCGGCAUCGCCAUGGAAACGGACCCCCAGACGCCAAAGUCGGCAUACACCAUGUUCGCAGAGACACUGGAUCUGAUCAGAUUCAUAAUGAAAUUGAAGAACUCCAUGGACCCCUCCGCCCCUUCCACAGAGAGGGACUUCACGGUCUUAUGUAUGAAAGGCCAGUCCCUCUUGCAAAUGGCCAUGUUCCGCUACAAACGAGAAGUCGCUCUCAAGUAUUCUAGGACCCUCACCGAUCAUUUCAAGAGCUCAUCAAAGACAGCUCAGGCCCCCUCCCCCUGCAUCUCAAAAGGCACGGGCGCCCCGUCCCCCAUGUCCCCCAUGCCCUCCCCGGCCAGCGCCAGCAGCUCCGGCCCGGGGUCCAACCACAGCGGCGGGGCGGCGGGGGCGGCCAGCAACACGGUGUCCAUCCCCCAGGUGAUCCAGCAGGUGGCGUGCUCCUACGUCAACAUCACGGCCCUCUUCCUCAACGCCCACGACGCGUGGGAGCAGGCCCAGGAGCUGGCACCAAGGGGCAGUGGUGUGCUGUCAGAGCUGGACUCAGCCCUGGGCCCCCUGAGCCUGACCUCCAGCAUGGCGUCGCUGGUGCGCUACACCCGCCAGGGCCUGCACUGGCUCCGGCUGGACACCCGGGGUAUGCAGUGACAGUGCCUCCCACAGGCAUCCCUCCGUGGGACGCUCGCCCCUCCCCCACCCACCUCACCUCGGACACUUCCCGCCAAACCUCACACACUCGCACUGCCUGAGCCUCGCCCUGGACAGUCCAGCUCGAUUUCCAAGCGGCCUGUUUGAAGAGGCGCUCGACUCUACACGGGGGACACCGGGGGUCGCCCGAUUCUCAGCUUCUGCCCUAUCCUCCCGCUAUCUGCGUAAGGUAGAAAGGUUCACUGCGGUUUGGACCCGUCAACAGUAGGUUCCAUUUAUAUCGGACGUGCAGAGUUCCGUACUUCUGUUGAUCCCCCAUGGAAGGUUCACCCAACAAAUCCUAUCCUGCCGCCUGAACACCCUGUCCUCUUUCCUCCCCUGGCUUCGGUGCCUGGUCCUGGGCAUCAGUCUGGAGGCAUCCCUUUUGGGGGACGGUUCUAGAAUCGGGGGGGGGGGGGGGGGGGGGGGGGGGGGGGCUGGUCUGGAAGUUCUAGUGCUCCCGAAAAGUUCAGGGAGAAAGUGUGUAGGUGUAGGGCCCGGAGUGUCUGUCAAGUAGAACAAGGGAAUCAUGUCGGCUGGGUUCCAUUUUUAUCUGCAAUGUUCUUGCAUGUUCCACCUGACUGAAGAGGGCCUGGUCUCUGGUGUCGUGACAGCAGCUUCCCACUCUUGUUCUAUGGUGCUGUGUGAAACCAUGAUGGGACACAGGAUGCUUAUUUAUUAGCCUUAUUAUCAUGAUCUUUUGUUAUCAUUUAUUAUCAGUAGUAGUAAUAUAUUGUCGUUGAUGUGAAAUGAACUUUGUUUGAUUUGAGGGGUGGUCACGGGCAAUGUUUACUUCAUCCAACUGGAAAUGCCUGGAGAACAAAAGGGUAUACCCACGCCAUCCCAGAAUAGUCUGCAGCUCUAUCUGGCUUUUCUAUCUGCAUCACUCGCAAGGGUUCAAAGAAUCUUUCGCCAAAUGCACCGGCCCGACUGUUCUGGAGCUCUGCUUGGACAAAAGAUAGGAUGUUUUUUUUCGUAAUCACUAAUGUUUCUUUACCCGUUCUCUUCAAAAGAGAUUGAGUAAACCUUCAAGUACAGGGUCCACUGUGUACAUUUAGACACCCGAUUUUUACAACAUUAGAAUUGAUUUACUUUUUUAAUCAAUAAUCAUGGUUUAUCGAAACAAUAAGACAAGAACCCAAGUGGUCUCGCGACCGGAGGUCGACCAGUAAAUCAGUGACACAUUUAUCUACUCAGAGAGUAAACCCCUUAACUCGCAUGAUGAUAAACUGAACAUGCAAAGUCAAGCUAACUGAAAGGGAGGGACAACUGUUUUAUGUAGACAGCGAAAAGCUAAUCCCGCCUGCGAUGGCGCGCACACAAACGUUCGGCCCCCGGCUCCAAACGGCCGAGUCAGAAGACGACGUUCAAACGUUCCCUUUUUAAUAUAUACGAUAUCAUGAUCCCACCCAUAGCUAUGUGAGAGUGUUAGGUUUUAGGUUGAGACUUGGUUUCAGGAGACUUGUCCCUACCCCCCAGUGCCUUAGAUAUCGGAGACUUGAGCUUGUCAUUAUUAUUAUUAUUAUUAUUGAAUGUUAUAGCCAUCACUAGGAAUCAGCUAGAAAGUUGAGUUGCAGAGACUUGAUGCGAAUGUGAAUGUGAUGGUCAGUGAGGGGAAGGGAAAGUCCAAACAAAUCUUGAGUAUUGCUGCUUUUUUUUUUCUUCUUCUAAGAAAACGACUACCCUCCGUCGAAGCGGAGGUGAAUUCCGUAAUGGCGGACGGAAAUCUCACCUCUGACCUUUUUAAACCCAGUGCCCAUAAUUAUUGAGUGCCUGUUGACAUAUUAGUCUACUCUUAAGUCUUACUCUUUCAGUGUGCAACGAAUCACGUCCCCAUUUGUGGAUUUAAAGAAUUUCAAUUCAAUUAUGGGUUAGCUAACUAGGAACUGAAGGGGCCACUUCUGGGAGGUAAAGAGAGAGGGGAGAAGUACCUGAUCAGACUAAUGCAUUUCUUUGAUUAUUUCAUGAGGAUGGUCUUAUCAUGGACUAAUAGGAUCAUAAGAGAUUAACUCCAUUUCCUCUUGGAAAAUCUGAUGGUCCACAUUAGCCAUAUGUCUGUUCCUUUGAUCUCUGUAAGAUGGGUGUUUCCCACGGCUUUGGUAUUACAAAUGUAUAUUUACAUCAGUGGUUAUUUAUUGUUUAGGACAUGCUAACAAAAAAGUGUUUCUUUUUAUUUAUUUUUCUUGGAAUCAAACCAAUAUUCUGAGCUCCUUCCCAUCCCUUUUUUUAUUUUUAUUUUCUUCCACCAACUAAAAAUGCUUAGGUUAAGGUUAGUGGCCAAUACAUUUAAUUUGCACUUUGGGAUAUUUUCGGUUUUAUUCAGUGUUCUCUGGGAACAGAAUACAACGUAGAGUUCUUAAGAAGGGCUAACACGAGUUGGUCUACAUGACUCAGGAUCUCCUGAGCAAUAAACACAAGGUAUUUCAAAUAGUGAAAUGUGUUCGGAAAGAUCGACAAGCGGUUUAGACCACAAUGCGUAGCUUGUAAUUGAGUAAAUCUGUGUCAUUAGUUAUUUGAAGUUUUAUUGUUACUAUUCUGUGUGAAUCGGGGGCUCACUGGAAAACAAGCUAUAUUGGAGUUCAAUGAUACAAGGGCUGCACAGGAAAUAAUCACAACAGAACAAUGCGUUUGUGUAUUUAUUUGAUCUCAAAAAGUAUAAAUUGAGUACAUUGGUACCUUUAGGUUUUAGGUUUUGUUGUUUAUUCUUUGUUCCUGUUAAGUAGGCUGCUUUACUAGCAAGCAUACUUUGGAGUUUCCUGAUUUCAAUGGCAAUUCUGCACAUGGAUUAAAUUGGCAUGUUGGGAGUUUGACAUAUUUCUCAGUAGUGUUACAUGCUGUUGUCUUUCUCAUGCUAUGUCAUGCUUCCUUUCAACAUUUUAUUAUGUGCGCUACAUUUGGUAUUCCAUGUGCAACAUGAUCAUUGUUGUCCAUUGAAAAAAAGAUCACACUAAAAGGAUCUUCAUAUCUGGUCAUUUACUGGGAAAAUGUGCAGCAAUGUUUUGUAAUUCAACUUUUUGCCUUGUGAAAAUAUGUAAAUAGUUUGAUCUGCAAUGUACAGAGAUGUAUAAAGACUGAUUGGCAGUGAAUUUAGGUUAUCUUUUAUUCUGAGAACUUCCUUGUUUUCCAAAGAAGCUGUCCUACAGACCUUUUGUAGCUUGGCUGCUUUAGCAGAAGAUGAAUUGUUGAAAAUGUUCGCUGGUUCAAAGGUACGUUUCGGCCAUCCAGACCAGAAUUCUGCUGUGUCAUGUUUUGAGGCAAUAAAGUUUGGGGAAUACAAUA